CUCCCGACCUCCCCGCGAGCCGGGCUGCAGGGCGUGCGCGGCGCGCGGAGCAGGUGCCGGCGAGCGCCUCGCAUGCCGCUGCCCGGCCGGAGGUGGUAGCGGCGCCGGGCGCGCUCCGCCCGCCCCUCCUGCGGGCCGCACUCGGGCUCCGGCGCGCGCGGGGAAAUGUCGGUGGCGACGGGCAGCAGCGAGGCGGCCGGUGGGGCCGGCGGCGGCGGCGGCGCGCGGGUUUUCUUCCAGAGUCCCCGGGGCGGCGCCGGCGGCAGCCCCGGCUCGAGCGGUGGCUCGGGCUCCUCCCGGGAGGACUCGGCGCCCGUGGCCACGGCGGCCGCUGCGGGGCAGGUUCAGCAGCAGCAGCAGCAGCAGCAGCAGCAGCAGCAGCAGCAGCAACGUCGCCACCAGCAGGGAAAAGUGACAGUGAAAUACGAUCGCAAGGAGCUUCGGAAGCGGCUCGUGUUGGAGGAGUGGAUCGUGGAGCAGCUGGGUCAGCUGUACGGCUGCGAGGAAGAAGAAAUGCCAGAAGUAGAAAUUGACAUUGACGACCUUCUUGAUGCAGACAGUGAAGAAGAGAGAGCUUUAAAGUUACGGGAAGCUCUUGUAGACUGCUACAAACCAACAGAGGUAAACGAGUCACUUUUCCUAAAUGCCGUGUUUGAAAUCGUUGUUAUGAAACCAGUCUGUGUAUUUUUAAAGCUAAACAGCACUUCAUGGGUUUGGUUAUGUGUAUACUAAGCAGAAGUUACUAUCUGCAAGUGAAGUGCAGUAUUAAACUUCCUUAAGUGUGUGUCGAAGCAUGUCUGGUUCAGGAAGGCUCAAAACAAAUGGAAUUGGGUGUGUUGCUUGUUUUUAUAUAAAAACCAAAUUCAAAGGUACUCAUGAGAGGGUUUGGAAUCAUUUUAGCAAAAGUCUCAGAUUUAUAACUGGAGAAUACAUUCUUUUAGUGCAUAGAUAUGCAGUUUUGAGAUGCUAAAAGCAGAUUCUGUCAUUCAAAAGAAUUACUUUUAUUGGAAGAAGAAAUUUUAUGCCUUGUUUGUAUAUUUAUCAUCAAGUGUAUAAAUAUUAGUGUAAAGAACAAUGGAUAUUAGUUUGAUUAGACCAAAGCAUUUCAUAUAUACUCUAAAGAGCGAAGGUACAAACAGUAUAGAAAUUGAGGAUUUGAUCAGUUAUGAAAAAGAUUGGUAACUGAAGUCCUUUUCAUUUGUUCCUGUGAUCAAUCAGGAAAAUUAGGAGAUUCAUUAGAUGUUUUUUUCACAAAAGUGUGUAAGAUUUAAAUGACUAGGGUGUUUUAUGAUCAUUUGGCUUGAGGCCAAGUGCUUAUUUGAGCUUCAAUCUUACAAUUUCUGUUUCCUUUACGUUGAUUGCAUCUCACACUCAGAUUUUUAAUUUUAAUUUUAAAAAUUAAAGUUAUUAAAUAUAUUUUUUAAUUAGUGUAAUAUAUAUUCAUAGUUUUGAAAGCCAAAGAUACAAUUAGGCUUAUAAAGAAAAAAUAACAUUGCCUUUCCCAUCCCUGAGUUCCUCUUCCUAAAGGUAUAUAUUUUAUAUUUGUAUAUUUGUAUAUAU
Messenger RNA from Panthera uncia (snow leopard), 1560 nucleotides. RefSeq names its product protein phosphatase 1 regulatory inhibitor subunit 14C (gene PPP1R14C). Gene Ontology annotation, biological process: regulation of phosphorylation. Bases 166 to 732 code for a protein of 188 amino acids. Lineage: Eukaryota; Metazoa; Chordata; Mammalia; Carnivora; Felidae. The transcript has 3 exons. Gene Ontology annotation, molecular function: protein serine/threonine phosphatase inhibitor activity. The record is from RefSeq and is a predicted model, not a curated record. Gene Ontology annotation, cellular component: cytoplasm.